AUGGGUACACAUCCCCUAGGAACCGGGACUUCUUCUCCUGCUAGGAUUACGUCGACACUUGAUUCUCGGGUUCUGGCGGGUAAGGGCAAGAUAGUGCCUAGCAGACAAUGGGCAGACGAGCCAUGGCCGCUUAUCGAGCCGCCGUCUCGGACUCGACGUACCGGACAUCCGGCACAACACAUCGCAAACGAGGUAGCGCACACACACAACGCGAUGCUGCGCGGCCUCAACGCGCUAUAUCUACAAGCCCCGUUUAUACAGAGCCCCGUGGACGUGGCUGAUUUCUGCUUUCUGGUACACGUGUGGGCUGCUUGGGUCAGGGACUAUCAUGGCCAUAAGGAGGGCGUUAUGAUACCUAAGUUUGAGGACGCGUUGGGGUUGGAGAGGGGGGGGUUGAGGGUCGCUUCGACUUUUACUGGGGGUGAGGGUGAGGGUGAAGAUGAGGGCGAGGGAGAGGGAAAAUGGAUGGGGGAUGAGAAGGGCAAGGGGAAGGAGAAGAAGAGGGAGGGAGAGGGAGAGGGAGAAGGGGGAGAAUAUAAACCAGAGGGAAACAUCCCGGCGCUUCUACAAAACAUCCUCAACUAUACCGCCACAACCCACGCCAACCCACCCUCCUACUCCCCCUCAACCCUACAAUCCCUCCUAUCCUCCCUCGCCAGCUCCCUCGUCCCACACCUCCACAACCAAAUCCCCCUCCUCCAACAAAUGCAAGACCUUUGCCUAACCCUCGACUCCCCCCCAUCAUCCACAUCCCAUUCCUCAUCCACCACCACCACGCAAUCAUCAUCCCAGCGCUCAACCACCACCCCCUCAUCCCCAUCCCCAUCCCUCUCCCUCCCCUCCCCCAAACCCCCCACCGCCCCCGCCAAAUCCACCCUCCUAACCAAAACCCACCUCGCCACCACAACCUCCUUCAGCGCCUCCCUGGACCCUUUUACCGCGCUGCCCAUGAUCGUCCGCCUGCGCGACAUAACAUACGACGGCCGCACCCACGACGGAGGCGUCUGGCCGCGCCUCUCCGUCCCCGCGCUCCACGCUAUCGCCGACCGCUUGUCCCCGAAACACGCCGGAUCCUGGCGUUUCCUGCCGUGCGACGUGUGGGGGCGGCCGCGGGAGUUGGAGUUCCUUGGGGAGGAGGGGGAGGAGGGUGGUGAGGCUUGA
Messenger RNA from Daldinia loculata, 1161 nucleotides. RefSeq lists its product as uncharacterized. The transcript has 2 exons. The coding region runs from base 1 to 1161 and encodes 386 amino acids. The record is from RefSeq and is a predicted model, not a curated record. Lineage: Eukaryota; Fungi; Ascomycota; Sordariomycetes; Xylariales; Hypoxylaceae.